UAUCUGUUUGCAGAGAAUAAAUCUUCACACUUUUUUCUGUUCUUUUUUUCUCGAUUUUUGUUUCAAAAAUAAUUUGUUCACUCCCGCCGUUCUUCGGGGACGGAACUGUGUCUUCAAAAUUUCGAUUCACUUGUCAUUUAUCAUCAUAUUUUCCAAUCAUCUAUGAGUAUUGGUAUUGAUUUGGGAACUACUUUCUCUUGUGUAGCUUAUUAUCAAAAUGGACAAGUGAAUAUAUUGGAAAAUGAGAAUGGUUGCAGAACAACCCCGUCAGUCCUAGCUGUUGGUGAGGAUGGAGAUUUACUUAUAGGUCAACAUGCAAAAGAUGUUAUCGGAAAGGCUACUAACUCACUCUUUGACGUUAAACGAAUAAUUGGACGGCGAUAUGAUGACGUUUUACUUCAAAGGGACAUGCCACUUUGGCCGUUUAAAGUUGAAAAAGAUGACAACGGAAUUCCGUAUUUAGAAAUUCACAAAAACGAAAAACCAUUAAAAUUCUCUGCUGUUACUGUAUCCUCACUUAUACUGAGAUGCUUGAAGUACAAUGCGGAGAGAAAAUUGGGUCUUGAAGUGAAAAGCGCAGUGAUUACUGUACCUGCAUAUUUCAAUGCAACACAGAGGAGAGCCACGGAAGAAGCUGCUGAGAUUGCAGGUUUGAAAGUUCUUCGAAUUUUGAACGAGCCAACAGCAGCCGCAAUAGCAUACAGUCUCAAGGGACAGAGACUUUCUAGAAGAAAUAUUUUGAUCUACGAUCUAGGAGGUGGCACUUUUGACGUGGCAGCUGUGAAUGUAGACGGGCCAAGGAUUACUGUAAAAGCUAAAGGAGGAGAUACUCACUUGGGCGGUCAAGAUAUUGAUAAUAUUAUAAUGAUAAAGAUGUUAGAAGAAUUUAAGAACAGACAUGGAAUUGAUUUGAAAGGAAACUAUCGAGCACUGAAGCGGAUCAGAAAAGCAGCCGAGGUGGCAAAGAUCACGUUAUCGGCAAGUUCGGUUGCUAGGAUUGAGCUCGAAUGCUUACACCUCGGUAUAGAUUUCAUCAUGAGAAUCAGCCGAACGGAUUUCGAAUCUUGGAUCGAAAAUCUUUUAAUGGCUACAGUAAUCCACGUGGAACGGGUUAUCCGAGAAGCGAAUCUCAAAAAAUCUCAGAUCAACGAAAUUGUGCUAGUUGGCGGAAGCACACGAAUUCCCAUUUUAAAGAACAUUAUCAAACAAAGUUUUGAAUCAAAUACAAGAAUUUGUGAAUCAAUACAUCCGGAUGAAGCGGUGGCGUACGGUGCGGCGAUUAUGGCUGCGGUGCUAUCAGGCGCAGAAGAAGUUCAAGACAUGCGUUUGAUUGAUGUCAUUCCAAUGUCAAUUGGUGUUCAAUGUAAUCGUGAUUAUAUGUCAGUUCUUAUUAAAAAGGGAACGGUUUUCCCAUGUACAAAGAGGAAGACUUUCAUCAAUAGUGAUGAUUUUCAGACAUCAAUCAAUGUUCCAGUUUACGAAGGAGAACGAGUGUUGUGUUCACACAACCGCCAACUCGGAGAAAUAAGUCUACCAAUUCAACCAAAAAGACGUGGUGAAUCAGUAGUUGAUAUCACAUUGGAAGUAGAUUAUAAUGGAAUUCUUCAAGCAACUGCACUUGAUUUAAACACAAAAAAGGCAAUAACCACAACAAUUUUAUACGAUUGUUGUACUUAUACUCAACCGGAAAUUGAUGAAAUGACUAGCCAAAGCGAAGAAGAUCGAAUCUUUGAUGAGCAUUUCAAAAUGCGAUACAAACAAUUACAAAAAAGUGAAGACAUGGCAUAUGGUUAUAAACAUCGAUUAGAGAAAGUUAAGGGGAGCGUUGAGCCUGGAAAAUUCUCGAACUUGAUGGAAACAGUGGAACGAGAAAUUUCAUGGUUGUCUGUAUUCCCAAAAGUGUCUCCAAAUGAAUAUAUGCAGAGAAGGAGAGCAUUACGACUUAAAGUGUAUCCAACUCUUUUUAUUAAUUUAUCGUUCUAUUAAUAAACUGAUUUAAAAUUUUUGUUUCUUUGUUACUGACUCCAAGCUAAUUUAUUCUUAAUUUCAAAAUGAAGAUUAAAGUUUUAA
Messenger RNA from Caenorhabditis elegans, 2070 nucleotides. RefSeq names its product DUF148 domain-containing protein (gene F11F1.1). The transcript has 7 exons. Lineage: Eukaryota; Metazoa; Nematoda; Chromadorea; Rhabditida; Rhabditidae. Gene Ontology annotation, biological process: response to stress. The record is from RefSeq and is marked reviewed. Gene Ontology annotation, molecular function: ATP binding; ATP hydrolysis activity. The coding region runs from base 163 to 1986 and encodes 607 amino acids.